Messenger RNA from Cyclocybe aegerita, 810 nucleotides. NCBI's taxonomy places the organism in Eukaryota, Fungi, Basidiomycota, Agaricomycetes, Agaricales, Hemipholiotaceae. The record is from the annotation of a GenBank genome assembly.
AUGGAUGUGAUCCUGAAUGAAUCGAUUGGCAGCCUUCGCAGGGAGCUGGAUCUCCUUCCUCAGGAGCACGCCGAUAGACCGAAAGCCAUGCGCAAACUUGCUCAUUCACUCCUGAAGCGGUAUUGGCGCUUUUCACUGCGAAACGAUCUAGACGAGUCGAUUUGGUAUCAUCAGCAUGCUCUCAAAUUGAAGUUUGACUACCAGUACCAACGUCUCGAUGUCUUGCUCCAUCUUUGUUCUGCUCUCUUCCAACGCAUUCAGCUCCUUGGACAGCCGCAAGACGUCACGACACUAUUCGCAUGUCUUCAACAGCAAUUGGCCAUAGACUUCGACCACGCCCUGCGUCCGGUCAAACAGCGAUUGGAAAAUUUACUGUCCCUACCUGAACCUCACACAACAGAUCGAGACAUCUUUUGCAACCCUUGCAUGCAAUCACACCGCAGGUGUGCCUCGCCAGGAGAUGGGAAAACAACUUGCGACCAGUGCAGGACUCUCGGGUUGGAAUGCUCCUACGGUUUACUGGUUUCAUCAUUGCAACCACAGGGCCAGCCGGAAGCUCAAAGUGGCCUCGACAAGCUAAAAGUGCAAGCCAGACAAUAUCUAGUAGGCCGGCGCGAGCAUCAGUCCGACAGCGAGUCAAUUCAGUCCCAAACACCGCAUUCCCAGCAUUUUAAGAGCCUUCCGUUGCAUGAUCCAACUGACGUGCCUGCCCACGAUUUAUCGAGGAUCAACCUCGGAGAGGAUUGGAAGACAGAACACCAUGCAAGCGAUCCAGCGAUAUCCGUCCAGUUUGGCGAGGCAAGAUUUUGA